Messenger RNA from Closterium sp. NIES-67, 358 nucleotides. The record is from the annotation of a GenBank genome assembly. NCBI's taxonomy places the organism in Eukaryota, Viridiplantae, Streptophyta, Zygnematophyceae, Desmidiales, Closteriaceae.
CCACGACGACUCUGACGCUAGCUUCAGAGAAUCUGGCCACGUGGUGACUCAGAGCGAUGACGGUGACGGUGAUGUGACUGUAGCGAGUACAACUCCGCAUUCCCCGCCACGGUUCGUGCUCUACCGCAUGAUCGGCAAUGACAUUCCGCCACUGCAGUGCGCGGGGCAACUUUACGAGAACACGCUGUACGCGUUACAGCACGAGCCGAGGUGGCUGGCAGGGUGUCGGCGCGUGUGGGUGGUGAACAACGUGGUGAACGAGACGGCGGAGCGGCGGGUGGUGCGCGCACUCAAGGCGCACGGGUACGGCGACGAGCAUCGUCCUGCUUGAUAAUCGCAAUCUCCCCGCUUCCUCUAC